UGAAUAUUAUUUCGGUGAAGUGGCGGGAUCGACUUUUAUUUUUUUUUCUUAUAAAAAAAUCCCGUUUCAUAAGAACUCCCAUACACCUACGCAAGUAACCGUCGACGAAAAACAGAGCAUAUCGCGGCUUCAAUCCCGAGAACAUAUUUGAUUUUGCUAACCAUUUAAAAUCUCAUUUCUGUAACAAUUAUAAGUGGACUUUACUUCCCAUCUUCUAAUCUGAAUUUUCUGUUGAAUUUCAUGAAAAGUUCGAAUUCUGUUACAGUUUUCUUUUUUAAUCUCGGUAACCCACAAUCGCUAUAACUUCUGUUGUUGUUGUUGUUGUGACCACUUUGUGUAAAAAGAAAAUAAUAUAGUUGAAAAAAGUAUAACUAGUAUGAAACGUCGACGCAAAUUGUGUGCCAAAGAAGGAGCAGUGGAGGUUUCUGAUGAUAUUGUGAUCAACAUACUGCAUUGUUUGCCUUCAAAAUCUCUAGCAAGGUUUAAAUGUGUAUCCAAAUGUUGGCUGAAGUACAUUGCUGAUUCAUCCCUGAGUUAUAGUUGUCGUUAUCGAAGAUGGAGGCCUCAACCCUAUCUAAUUGGCUUCUUUUAUCAAGCUAGGGAUACCUGUGAACGAUCGAAAAUUCAGUUCUUCUUCUCAUCUGAGGAAUCAGCAUUAGAUAUUGAUGGUAGUUUUGAUCAAUCAGUCAGUUUUCUAGGCAGGAGCGCGUAUAUAGUUGCAUCAUCUAAUGGUUUUCUCCUUUGCAAUAAGCAGAGGGCUUAUUAUGUUUAUAAUCCUGCUACGAGGCAGAGUAUGGCUCUCCCUAAAACUCAAAUCGGCAUGAAUGAUCCAACUAUUGGGUUUAUUUGUAAGGUAGAUAACCCUAAUAGAGAUGUUAUCUCCUUCACUAUAGUUCGUUAUUGGAUUUUACAAUCCAAUGUGACAAUUGAGAGCUUCUCUUCUGAGACGAAUGUGUGGAUUGUGGAUAAUCUAAUUCUCAGCGUACCUCUUAGACUGUAUUUUUUCGUUUAUAUGAAAUCACCAUCAGCUGGUGCAAUCGACGGAGUGUUCUUUUGGCUUGAUCAAGGGCCACAAAUCACUGUUUAUGAUAGUGUCCAUAAGAGCUUCUGGGCAUUGGAAUUUCCUGAAGAAAUGGUUGCUACAGGCAAUUAUUUUCUCGGAUUUUCAGGUGGGGAUUUCUAUUUUGCAUUGUAUGUGAAGACAAAUAUUACUGUGUGGCAACUCAAGAGCAAUAUUCGUAGUCGUGAUGCACUGUGGGUUAGGAAGUAUGUCACGGAUGUCGCGACUACAGUUCCUUUUGGACUUACAGGAUUUCUACAUACUGAGGUGCAGAACAUGGACAUUCAUCCUGCUAUUCCUCACAUCUUUUAUUUGGAUGUAAAAGGUAAGGUUAUUUCUUAUGACAUGGAAACAGAUUUUGCAGAACUUGUGCAUGAUUUUGGAGAAUAUGGGUGGAGAACUAAACACUUCAAAUUAUUUUCUUAUGAGUGGCAUCAAUGGCCGCGCAUUCUGUAGAUUGUCAAGUUUGAGUUGCCCAUUGUUUCUUCUAAUAACAUUCAUUUGUUGAGUAUCCUAUUUACUUAUUACUUAGAUGUAUAUACUAACUUUUAUGGAUUUCCAUUUCAUUAUCUGGUUUUCAAAGCUCAACGAAUUACAAAGUUAUAUCAUGCACGAAUACUUAUCUUGCUAUGAAGUAAGCUAGAAAUAAAUAGUCACAUUAAUUUCCAGAAGAAAAAAACAAAGUAAGGAUCCUCUAAAACAUCUGCUAAAGCAAGUUAACGCCCAGAAAGAAAGAAAAAAAG
Solanum lycopersicum (tomato) is the source of this 1803-nucleotide messenger RNA. Its product is annotated as F-box protein At5g03970. Lineage: Eukaryota; Viridiplantae; Streptophyta; Magnoliopsida; Solanales; Solanaceae. Gene Ontology annotation, molecular function: protein binding. The record is from RefSeq and is a predicted model, not a curated record.